Puntigrus tetrazona (Sumatra barb) is the source of this 546-nucleotide messenger RNA. Its product is annotated as gamma-crystallin M2-like. Bases 1 to 546 code for a protein of 181 amino acids. The record is from RefSeq and is a predicted model, not a curated record. Gene Ontology annotation, molecular function: structural constituent of eye lens. The transcript is spliced from 3 exons. Gene Ontology annotation, biological process: lens development in camera-type eye; visual perception. NCBI's taxonomy places the organism in Eukaryota, Metazoa, Chordata, Actinopteri, Cypriniformes, Cyprinidae.
AUGCAGAUGUUUAAGAUGGGUUUUAAAAUCAUUUUUUAUGAGGAGCGAAACUUUCAAGGUCGCUCCUAUGAGUGCAACACUGACUGCCCAGACAUGCACCCUCAUUUCAAUCGAUGCAACUCUAUCAGAGUGCAGAGUGGCUGCUGGGUCCUAUAUGAAAGACCCAAUUACUCUGGUUUCCAGUAUGUGCUAACCAGAGGUGAAUAUCCAGAAUACCAGCACUGGAUGGGUUACAAUGACACCAUUCGCUCAUGCCGUACAUUUUCCUACAAAACUGAUGGAUCCUACCGCAUCCGGAUCUACGAUCGGCCAGAUUUCCAAGGUCAGAUGAUCGAAUUCAGUGACGAUUGCAAGUCCAUUCGUGAAAGUUUCCAGUGCCACAGCGUUCACUCUUGCAAUGUCAUGGAGGGGUACUGGACCUUCUACGAGCACCCCAGUUAUCGAGGCCGUCAGUAUUUCAUGCCUCCCGGCGAGUAUCGCAAGUUCAGUGACUGGGGUGCUGUGUGUGCCAACAUCGGCUCCUUCCGCAGAAUCACUGAUUUUUAG